GUAAUGCGGUAUUCUCACGAUCAAACAUGGCAACUCGAGUUCGAGGAGAAAUGGAUGACCUUCUCGAUCUGGAGGAGGAGGAAAUGUUGUGCUAUUUACUUUUGUUGCUACAACAGAAAAAACGAAAACGAAGAAGAUAGUCAGUUUGACCACUUCACGCUUCUAGAAAAAGUGAGGGUGAAUACGUUCUUGUUCAACAAAUGAGAGGCAUAGACGAAGAAAUGCAUUUUAAGUAUUUUCGUAUGUCUUCUGCCCGUUUCGACGACUUGGCACAUCGAAUUAUGCCUCAUGUAAAGCAUGCAUCUACGCAUUUAAGUCCUGUUAGUGUAAAAGAAAGGCUAGCAGUUACGUUAAGAAUUCUAUCGUCUGGCGCCUCACAACAAACUGUGGCUUCAAGUUACCGAUUAGGAUCAACUACAGUUUCCCUAAUUUUGUUGGAGGUUUGUGUAGCUAUCUGGUUGGCAUUGAAUGAAGAGUUUGUUGCCUUUCCUUCUGGUUCACAAUGGGCAGAAAUUUCGCGUGAGUUUUGGAGGCUUUGGAACUUUCCAAAUUGUCUGGGCUCUAUAGAUGGAAAGCAUGUGCAACUCAAAGCACCUCCUCUUUCUGGAAGUGAUUUCUUUAAUUAUAAAGGAACUCAUUCUGUUGUCCUAAUGGCUGUAUGUGAUGCUUGCUAUCGCUUUCUAAUGGUAGAUGUAGGUGCAUAUGGAAGGCAAAGUGAUGGGGGGGUUUUCCAAGAAAGCAAAUUUGGGGAGCAGCUAUUAAAUGGACAACUUGGUUUGCCCUUGCCAGAGGAUCUACCUGGUAGUAAACUUACAUUACCUUAUGUAUUUGUUGGCGAUGCUGCUUUUCCUCUUCAUGUUAUUAUGAUGAGACCUUACCCAGGUAAUAACCUUGACAAUCCCAAGAAAAUUUAUAACUACCGCCAUUCCAGAGCUAGAAGGGUAAUUGAAAAUGCCUUUGGUAUCAUCACUGCUAGAUGGCGAAUUCUUGGAAAACCAAUGGAAUUUUACCCUGAGAAAGCUGCUCAAAUUGUGAAGGCAUGUGUUGCACUUCACAAUUUCUUGUUAUUUACUGAUGCUGCUAAUAUACCUAGCACUAGAUAUUCCCCUCCCAAUUUCAGUGAUUCAACCACUGCAUCUCACAAAGUCCUCCCUGGAGAGUGGAGACAUGUUGUGGGUUCACAAAACAUUUUUCAGAAUAUUAAAAGACUUUCAAGUGCUCGUGCUUCUAGAGCUGCUACAGCAACCAGAAAUGACUUUAAAUCAUUUUUUAUGUCUCCUUUGGGAAAGCUACCAUGGCAAGAUAAUGUAAUACAACGAGGUUUUCUUAACUAAAUGAAUAUUUAAUUGUAUGAAAUAAUAGAUUGUUACUUAUAAAACAUAGAAAGUUAUUGGUCUA
Molecule: messenger RNA, 1398 nt
Organism: Xenia sp. Carnegie-2017
Lineage: Eukaryota; Metazoa; Cnidaria; Anthozoa; Malacalcyonacea; Xeniidae
Product: protein ANTAGONIST OF LIKE HETEROCHROMATIN PROTEIN 1-like
Exons: 2
Coding region: 201-1334 (377 amino acids)
Source: RefSeq, a predicted model, not a curated record